This is a messenger RNA of Sorex araneus (European shrew), 4315 nucleotides long. It is a transcript of the gene USP3, whose product is annotated as ubiquitin specific peptidase 3. The transcript is spliced from 15 exons. Gene Ontology annotation, biological process: protein deubiquitination. The record is from RefSeq and is a predicted model, not a curated record. Gene Ontology annotation, cellular component: cytoplasm. Gene Ontology annotation, molecular function: cysteine-type deubiquitinase activity; zinc ion binding. The coding region runs from base 136 to 1698 and encodes 520 amino acids. Lineage: Eukaryota; Metazoa; Chordata; Mammalia; Eulipotyphla; Soricidae.
GACCCGGCGCCCGGAAGCCUCUGGCUCUCUUUGACGCAGCGCGCGGACGAGCCGCCGUCGGCCGAGCGCCUGGACGGGGCCCCGGGCGUGGGUCCACGCGAGCCCCGGUCCAGCCCCGGCGCCGUGCCCGCGGCCAUGGAGUGUCCGCACCUCAGCGCCAGCGUCUGCAUCGCGCCCGACUCGGCCAAGUUCCCCAACGGCUCCCCUUCGUCCUGGUGCUGCAGCGUGUGCCGGUCCAACAAAAGCCCCUGGGUCUGUUUGACUUGUUCAAGUGUCCACUGUGGAAGGUAUGUGAAUGGCCAUGCAAAAAAACAUUAUGAAGAUGCACAGAUCCCCUUAGCCAAUCACAAGAAGCCGGAAAAGCAGGACCGGGCCCAGCACACGGUGUGCAUGGACUGCAGCAGCUACAGCACCUACUGUUACCGCUGCGAUGACUUCGUGGUGAAUGACACCAAGUUGGGACUGGUGCAGAAAGUGAGAGAACAUUUACAGAACUUGGAAAACUCUGCCUUCACAGCCGACAGACACAGGAAAAGAAAACUCUUGGAAAACUCAUCACUAAACAGCAAGUUAUUGAAAGUAAAUGGAAGCACCACUGCCAUCUGUGCCACGGGCCUCCGGAACCUGGGGAACACGUGCUUCAUGAACGCCAUCCUCCAGUCCCUCAGUAACAUUGAACAGUUUUGCUGUUAUUUCAAAGAACUGCCCGCAGUGGAGCUGAGGAACGGGAAGACGGCGGGGAGGCGAACCUACCGCACCCGGAGCCAGGGCGAAGGCAGCGUAUCUUUGGUGGAAGAGUUUAGAAAGACUCUCUGUGCUCUGUGGCAAGGUAGCCAGACUGCAUUUAGUCCAGAGUCCUUAUUCUACGUUAUUUGGAAAAUUAUGCCAAAUUUUAGGGGCUACCAGCAGCAGGACGCCCACGAGUUCAUGCGCUACCUUCUGGACCACCUGCACCUGGAGCUCCAAGGCGGCUUCAACGGGGUCUCACGCUCGGCCGUGCUGCAGGAGAACCCCACCCUGUCCUCGGGCAACAAGUGCUGCAUAAAUGGAGCCUCUACAGUGGUCACGACUAUAUUUGGAGGCAUUCUUCAGAACGAGGUCAACUGCCUCAUAUGUGGAACAGAAUCUAGAAAGUUUGAUCCAUUCCUAGACCUUUCAUUAGAUAUUCCAAGUCAGUUCAGGAAUAAGCGUUCUAAGAAUCAAGAAAAUGGACCAGUUUGUUCAUUACGAGAUUGUCUCCGCAGUUUCACUGACUUGGAAGAACUUGAUGAAACAGAGUUGUACAUGUGCCACAAAUGCAAAAAGAAACAAAAGUCUACUAAAAAGUUUUGGAUUCAGAAACUACCCAAGGUGCUCUGCUUGCAUUUGAAAAGAUUUCAUUGGACAGCGUAUUUAAGAAACAAAGUCGAUACGUAUGUAGAGUUCCCACUGAGAGGCCUAGAUAUGAAAUGCUACUUACUAGAGCCCGAGAACAGUGGCCCGGAGAGCUGCCUGUACGACCUCGCCGCGGUGGUGGUGCACCAUGGGUCAGGAGUUGGCUCUGGACAUUAUACGGCAUAUGCCACGCACGAAGGCCGCUGGUUCCACUUCAACGACAGCACUGUGACGCUGACGGACGAGGACACCGUCGUGAAAGCGAAAGCUUACAUCCUGUUCUACGUGGAGCGCCAGGCCAAGGCCGGAUCAGAUAAACUCUAAUACCUCUUCUCAAUCAUUAUUCAUCGACUAUACCGGACAAACAUUUCCAAUUUUCCAUAAAUACUUGAUCCAAGAUUUAAUUUCAUUAUGCACUUUUCAAUUUCCUAUUUUGGGUUUAGUUUCGUCAGUGGUAGUGACUUAUUGAACUUGGGCACCAACUAAUUUUUGUUUUUAGUUCUACCAGAAAACCUCAGCAGAUAUUUUGAUUUGCUGCUUUAGUUGUAAUAAUUGUUUUAUAUGUUAGUUUCAAGGACUUAGUUCUAUUUGACCUUUUUUAUAUUAAUGCGUUCAGUUCUCACUUGGAGGCACAUUUAUGUCGAAGUUUUUGUUAGUCACAUGCUGAAAGCAAGGUCUGUUCGGGGUGGGGAGGAGCAUGCGCCCUCCCUCCCUGCCUGCCAUCUUUCCCCAGGUGGAGUGGAGAUCAGGUUGGUCCUGAAUCAAAGCUCACGGGUGCACGGAUCUGGGGGUCCAUAGGCUUCAGUGAUGCUUAGUCGUCCUUCUCCUGUCAGAGAUCAGCAUCAUUAGGCAGAUGAGGUAGUUCCACGCAGACAUUGCCGCUGGGCGCACCUUUCCAGCCUGCUGUUUAUCAGCCCUAACUAAAUAAAUUUGUUGGUUCAGUUGUAACUGUACUGCAAAUUGAAGAAUUGCUGGUUGUUGUUUUUUUCCUGUUUAUUGGGAAUUUGUGUUUGUGCAUGUUUUUUUACAUGAAGAAGAUAGCAUAGAGAAAUCCAGGUGAUACCAAAUGCAUUGUGCUUAAAAUUUCCAACUCAGCUCCAUGGUAUGUGUUACCCGAAUAGAGGAAAGCACGGAAUUUCUUCCUUUAAAUCCACAUCUCAUCCCCACUAGCGGUAGCUCCGACAGUCACGCAUGUCUGCUCUCUGCGGCAGGAAGGGGGUUGGCGUCUACGGUCCUUGCGAGUCAGUAGGCCCAGAGCAGAGCACGUCGAAGAUACUCUCCCGUUGCAUAUGUAGAGCUUCUAUCCUUGAGUUUGUCUUCAUUUUAUUUUUAUUUAGCCUUAUUUUCUUUUAGCUAAAUUCUGUUCUUGAGUAAUCUUCAUUUUAAAAUUACAAAAAAUGUGGGAAAACACUAUUUAGAUUUAACUUGUAUUGAAAUUUGGAACCAGAAUCCGAUCUGAAGGUAUUUAUGAUUUUUGCCAUUAUUCCAAAUCAGUCCGUUGGCUUUGGGGUAGGGGUGGUGUUACUUGAAAGUUACGUCUAAGCAGAGAGGGCUCCAAAGUAAGCCAGGAGGGGUCGGACCACACAGUUCUUACGUUACUCUCUUGUUCCAAUAAUUUUCUCCCCUUCUCAAUUUUCUACACGUUGUUACAAGGGGCAGAAUGUAUUUUAUGUGAAGCCAGCCAACGAGACUUUUGGGAAACUUGCUUUUUUCUAUUAAAGGGGGAAAUGGUCACUAUUUUAACAGGUAUGAAUAUGAAGUCAGGUGGCUCUCUUCCUUGAUGGCUAUUGGAGGUCGAGGGAGCAAAUGUGGCUCCAUUUCUACUUUAGUAUUAGCUGGCCAAAAAUCUUACUUUCUUAGAUCAGAGCACGUCUGCUACAUGCUUUAAAGUGGCUAGGCCCCAACUGCAGUUACGUCUAAACACGUACUAUCCCAACACAGUGGCCACUCCCCAGAUGUGGUUAUUCACACUUCAGUUAAGUUCAUUGAAAAACUCAGUUCUUCAGUCACUCUGAGCGCACUCAGGGCUCAGCAGUACCUGGCUCAGCCGUGGCCGUGGGCUUCUGUCGGGUGGAGUUUCUCCCGGACGGCGCAGGUCUCGGGUUUGGCCCUACAGCGAAACUUCGCCGUCAGGUUUAGAUCUGCCGAGAAUCUCAGCCAGUUUCCCGCCGUGAGCAGCGCGGCCUUGCGGAGGAGAGGGCCUGGGGCCGGGGGCGCCGUUUGUGGGGCUGGGGUGUACUUUUGCUUGGUCACUUGAGGGGGUUUCUGGAGAGUGGGGUGCCGAGCAGUUUUUAGGGCAAAGUACACCAGAUAUGUUUGGGAAACUGGUCUUAGAGGAAUUAUGUAUUUUAAAGUGUUUGUAAUGCUAAAUUAAAGUAGAUCAGGCAUAUGAAACGGUGACGGUUUUUAUCUAUGAAACAUUAGUUUCACAUCAUUUGAUUUAAUAUGUAACACAGCUAGAAAUUAGUGACCUGGACACAGGCCCCUCCUCCGGCCCUCGGGGAAGCUCAGUGAGGGCGAGCCCAGCCUCUUCUCCGGGGCUGGCGCAGCCGCGGGCUUCGAGCAGUCACUGCAGGCGCGUCGGCGUCUGAUGGGCAGCUGUCUGCCGUGACGUCAGCACCCGACAGGGUUGGUGGGGAAAAGCCCUUUCGUGCCAAAUGGAACUCGGUACAAAGUGGAUCCGGUUGUUAGAGAAAAUGGUCUUCGGACAGGCAGCACUUGACGGAAGAGAUAAACUCCUCUUUUUUUUUUUUUUUUUUUUGGUCGUGCUCAGUUAUGGCUCAGUUUUAUGUAAGCAUCCAGAUCCUAUCAUGAAGUCCCUUUGGAAAAGCCCUUGCGCCCGUUGUCUGAACUGUGUGCUUGCACACCAAUGAUGUAAAUGUGCCUGUUUGUAUUUGAAAUUUUUAACUGUGUAGCCGCAUUAUACUUAUUUUAAAAGCCG